AUGGCACGAAUUGCUGUUUUUCUGUCGUAUUACCGGCCAUGGGCCAUUUGUGCGCUUUCUUUUGCGAUCUACACUCAGAUAAUUUACGAUAAGAAUUAUUCUAUUCGGCAUGCUCCGUUUUAUAUGGGGAAGUAUUUGCUGGCGUUCUUGAGCGGUUGGGCGUUCUAUUUGGUAUUUCUGUAUCAUCGGCUCUUUAGUCCUUUGAGGCACUUGCCUCAGCCAAAGGGCGCGAAUUUUAUCAAUGGUCACUGGGCAGAGUCUGUCAGUCAGCCUGCUGGAUUGCCGUUCAGACAUUGGUCAAGAACAAUCGAAAACAAUGGAUUGAUCAGAUACAAGAAAGGCUCGUCGUCACAAGCCCGGAAGGUCUCAAAGAGGUGCUCGGUCAGAACAGCUAUGACUACGUCAAGCCUCAUCUCCUCCGUGCAAUGGUCGGCAAGAUCUUGGGUUAUGGGCUGCUCCUAUCAGAGGGAGAUGUACACAAGGAAGAACUUGAUGCCGGCAUUCAGCUUUCGUCACAUCAAGGAACUCUAUCCCGUCUUCUGGAGCAAAGCACAGGAGCUAGUCCACGGGAUAGAAAAAGAACUCAAAGAAGAGUCAACUUCAGAGAUCGACAUUGUAGACUGGGCGAGUCGAGCCUCUAUGGACAUCAUCGGUUCUGCAGGAAUGGGCCACGAGUUCAAGUCUCUUGCAGAUCCCAGCAUUGAAGACACCAUGAAGAUGUAUGGAUCAAUGGUCAAGCAGAGUCGUGGCGCCAAGCUCUUGACGGUUCUUCAGCUUGUUCUUCCCUCGAUUAUCACGGAUUACCUCCCAUUUCAGAGAAACAUGGGCGUCUUGGCAGCUUCAAAGGCGGCGAGAGAGACAUCCCAGCGACUUAUCGGCGCGAAGAAAGUCCAGAUGGCAGCCAAGGAGAAGUUAUCGCCUGAUAUCAUCUCUACAGCGCUUGAGUCUGGUCAUUUCACAGAUGAGGGACUCGUUGAUACUAUGAUGACCUUUUUGGCUGCCGGGCACGAGACCAGUGCUGCAGCCUUGACCUGGACAAUCUUCCUUCUGGCAAAGAAUCAUGAAAUCCAGGACCGUCUUCGAGAGGAGAUUCGACAGAAUGUUGAUGGCCUCAAUGACGAUGUUGACGCCAAGAAACUCGACAGCCUCUCUUAUCUCCAUGCAGUCUGCCAAGAAUCACUCAGGCUCUACGCACCAAUCCCCUUCACCGUACGCGAUGCCCUCAAGGACACUCAAAUUCUCGGAACAUUCGUCCCCAAAGGAACGAUGGUCAUUUUAUGUCCAUGGGCCAUCAACAGAGCCCACGAACUCUGGGGCCCUGAUGCAGACGACUUUAACCCUGAGCGAUGGAUGGCACCUGGCCAAGCCAACUCCGGCGGUUCAAAGAGCAAUUACGCGUUUCUUACAUUUCUACACGGUCCUCGAGGCUGCAUUGGUCAGAAGUUCUCACUGGCUGAGCUCAUGGCUCUCACGUGCGCUUUGGCAGGGAGAUACAAGUUCGACAUUGACAAGGACUACGAGGUACGGGAUAUCACGGAUGGGAUUGUGGCGAAGCCUAGUAAGGGAUUGAGGGUCUGUGUGGAGGAGGUCCAGGGCUGGUGA
Molecule: messenger RNA, 1602 nt
Organism: Fusarium mangiferae
Lineage: Eukaryota; Fungi; Ascomycota; Sordariomycetes; Hypocreales; Nectriaceae
Exons: 4
Coding region: 1-1602 (533 amino acids)
Molecular function (GO): oxidoreductase activity, acting on paired donors, with incorporation or reduction of molecular oxygen; monooxygenase activity; heme binding
Source: RefSeq, a predicted model, not a curated record